Molecule: messenger RNA, 3475 nt
Organism: Chrysochloris asiatica (Cape golden mole)
Lineage: Eukaryota; Metazoa; Chordata; Mammalia; Afrosoricida; Chrysochloridae
Gene: EPB41L1
Product: erythrocyte membrane protein band 4.1-like 1
Exons: 20
Coding region: 159-2498 (779 amino acids)
Biological process (GO): cortical actin cytoskeleton organization
Cellular component (GO): cytoskeleton; plasma membrane
Molecular function (GO): actin binding; structural molecule activity
Source: RefSeq, a predicted model, not a curated record
CUGCGCAGCUCGAGUGCGCCUCGGAGCCCGCGCCGGCGGCCACUGGACGCACGGACCCAGGGACAAACAUUCCCCGGAAGCCGCGCGGCAGUCGACAGGUGCCUGACAGACAUCCUUACCCCCAGGGAGCUGGUGUGGAUAGAGGAGAGAGCCUAGACAUGGAGGAGAAGGAUUAUGGUGAGGCCGAUGGCCUGUCAGAGAGGACCACACCCAGCAAGGCUCAGAAAUCACCCCAGAAGAUUGCCAAGAAAUACAAGAGUGCCAUCUGCCGGGUCACUCUGCUUGAUGCCUCCGAGUAUGAGUGUGAGGUGGAGAAACAUGGCCGGGGUCAGGUGCUGUUUGACCUGGUGUGUGAGCACCUCAACCUGCUGGAGAAAGACUACUUUGGCCUGACCUUCUGUGAUGCCGACAGCCAGAAGAACUGGCUGGACCCCUCCAAGGAGAUCAAGAAACAGAUCCGGAGCAGCCCCUGGAAUUUUGCCUUCACAGUCAAGUUCUACCCCCCUGACCCUGCCCAGCUGACAGAAGACAUCACAAGAUACUACCUGUGCCUGCAGCUGCGGGCAGACAUCAUCACAGGCCGCCUGCCCUGCUCCUUUGUCACGCAUGCCCUGCUGGGCUCCUACGCUGUGCAGGCGGAGAUGGGCGACUAUGAUGCUGAAGAGCAUGUGGGCAACUAUGUCAGCGAGCUCCGCUUUGCCCCUAACCAGACCCGGGAACUGGAGGAGAGGAUCAUGGAGCUACACAAGACAUACAGGGGCAUGACCCCAGGAGAAGCCGAAAUUCAUUUCCUAGAGAAUGCCAAGAAGCUUUCCAUGUAUGGGGUGGACCUGCACCAUGCUAAGGACUCCGAGGGCAUUGACAUCAUGUUAGGCGUCUGUGCCAACGGCCUGCUCAUCUACCGAGACCGGCUGAGAAUCAACCGUUUUGCCUGGCCCAAGAUACUCAAGAUUUCCUACAAGAGGAGUAACUUCUAUAUCAAGAUCCGGCCUGGGGAGUAUGAGCAGUUUGAGAGCACAAUAGGCUUUAAGCUCCCAAACCACCGAUCAGCCAAAAGACUGUGGAAGGUCUGCAUUGAGCAUCACACAUUCUUUCGGCUGGUCUCGCCUGAGCCUCCACCUAAGGGCUUCCUGGUGAUGGGCUCCAAGUUCCGGUAUAGUGGGAGAACUCAGGCACAGACCCGCCAGGCCAGCGCCCUCAUCGACAGGCCUGCACCCUUCUUUGAACGUUCCUCCAGCAAACGGUACACCAUGUCUCGCAGCCUUGAUGGAGCAGAAUUUUCCCGCCCAGCCUCGGUCAGUGAGAACCAUGAUGCAGGACUGGACAGUGACAAGAGGGAGGAGGAUGGUGAGUCUGCUGGGCGGCGGUCAGAGGCCGAUGAAGGAGAGGUCAGGACCCCCACCAAGAUCAAGGAGCUAAAGUUCUUGGACAAGCCAGAGGACGUCUUGCUGAAGCACCAAGCCAGCAUCAAUGAGCUCAAGAGGACCCUAAAAGAACCCAACAGCAAACUCAUCCACCGGGAUCGAGACUGGGAGCGGGAGCGCAGGCUGCCCUCCUCACCUGCCUCCCCCUCCCCCAAGGGCACCCCUGAGAAAUCCAAUGAGAGAGCAGGGCUGAGGGAGGGCUCAGAGGAGAAAGUCAAACCACCACGCCCCAGGGCUCCAGAGAGUGACACAGGAGACGAGGACCAGGACCAGGAGAGGGAUGCGGUGUUCCUGAAGGACAACCACCUGGCCAUUGAGCGCAAGUGCUCCAGCAUCACGGUCAGCUCCACAUCCAGCCUGGAGGCGGAAGUGGAUUUCACGGUUAUCGGUGACUACCAUGGCAGCGCCUUUGAAGAUUUCUCCCGCAGCCUGCCUGAGCUUGAUCGAGACAAAAGUGAUUCAGAAACCGAGGGCCUGGUGUUCUCCCGAGAUCUCAGCAAGGGGGUCCCAAACCAGGAUGAUGAGUCUGGGGAAAUCGAGGACAGCCCGGAUCGAGACGCCUGCUCCACUCCGGAUAUGCCCCAGUUUGAGCCAGUGAAAACAGAAACCAUGACUGUCAGCAGCCUGGCCAUCAGGAAGAAGAUUGAGCCAGAGGCAGUACUGCAGACCAGAGCCACCACUGUGGAUACCACCCAGGAGAACAGUCUCAAGUCCGGGAAGGGGGCAGCUGCCAUGAUCCCAGGCCCACAGACGGUGGCCACGGAAAUCCGUUCUCUUUCUCCGAUCAUCGGGAAAGAUGUCCUCACCAGCACCUACGGCGCCACUGCGGAAACCCUCUCAACCUCCACCACCACCCAUGUUACCAAAACUGUGAAAGGAGGGUUUUCUGAGACGAGGAUCGAGAAGCGAAUCAUUAUUACUGGGGAUGAAGAUGUUGAUCAAGACCAGGCUCUGGCUUUAGCCAUCAAGGAAGCCAAACUGCAGCAUCCUGACAUGCUGGUAACCAAAGCUGUCGUAUACAGAGAAACAGACCCAUCCCCAGAGGAGAGGGACAAGAAGCCACAGGAAUCCUGACCUCUGUGAAGAGAUGCUGGCAUAUCUGGUCCAAUCCAAGCCAGAGAACCAUUAAGAAGGGGCCUUCAGUCUGAAUUCUCCGACUCAACACCGAUGUCCCAGCUGCGACAUACUGUCACUGAUGAGAGACUGGGAAAGGAAAAGCAUAUAUAAAUAGAUAUAUAUAGAUAUAGAUAUAUAUACAGGAAACACCGCGUCCUUGCACUGCUGCUGGGGCUGGCGGAGCAGUCAGUGACACAACAGCUAACAGCUGAACACCUACAUUUUCCUUUGCAGACAAAUUGAAGAAUUGGUGGGAGUUUUCAAGAAAGAUCAAAUAAAAUUAUGACCUCGCUCCCCAAUUGUCCUGCCAAGUGACAAAAGCAAGCCAGACCGUUAUGAUUGUAGAAGUACAAUAGGACUCUGGUUCCAAACGUUACAUUUAGAGGACCAGCCUUCCAUUUGCUCUUCUCCAGCAUCUGUGGCCCACUUGAAUGCAAAGGAAAACACUUUUGCAGCAAAGCAAGAGAAGUCGCAGCAGCAAGACACGCACAGUCAAACAUUUUUUCCAAGAAAGGAAAUCCCCUACUUAGAAAGGAGGAGGAGGAACACUGGAUUCUUAUUUUUCGGGUCUUGACACUGGGCUGCAAAAUUUGCCUUCCUUUCUACCGCUUUCCCUCGACUCUCACGCGUCUUGUUGUCAUUUUCUGUCUUGGCUCCCUCCUCCCUCUUCCCCCACUUCUUAUCCCUCACCCUCUGUGUCCUGGGCCUACUGCGGAGCCACCGCAGAUGACUCUGAUUGGAAACAAGAAAAAAAGGAAAGAAAAGAAAACAAGAACAGAAAACCAAGCCACAGAAGGGAAGUAGACAUUGUACGUUUAUGGUUUCUCAUUACGAAGGUGCAGCUGUAGGAGAUUUGUAUGGAUGUGCUUUUAAGUUAUGUAUAUUACAUAUAACAGGAAACAAAUAUUAAAAUAAACAGUGCUGGUAAGUAUGAA